Molecule: messenger RNA, 757 nt
Organism: Pyrus x bretschneideri (Chinese white pear)
Lineage: Eukaryota; Viridiplantae; Streptophyta; Magnoliopsida; Rosales; Rosaceae
Product: VQ motif-containing protein 17-like
Exons: 1
Coding region: 74-598 (174 amino acids)
Cellular component (GO): nucleus
Source: RefSeq, a predicted model, not a curated record
UAUUUACACCAACUUCCUCAAUUCCCCCAUCUCUCCCAACCUCUCUCUCUCUCUCUCUCUCUCGGCAUUUCCCAUGGAGGAGGCUCAAACACUAACCAAGAAGCAUACUUUCUGCUCAAACUUUCCAGCAAUCCACAGAGACUCACAGAUAAUAUCAAAAUUCAAGCCCAAAAUCCGAAUUAUUCACAUAUUUGCCCCAGAGAUCAUCAAGACUGACGUGGCAAACUUCAGGGAGCUGGUUCAGAGACUCACUGGAAAACCAUCGGAAAACGGCGGCUGCAGCAACAGGAGGAACAACAAGAAAAACCCAACAAGUAUACCUAGCAGAGAAGAACCCAAACCCAGCAAAAAGAAUGCAUUGAUCAUGGCUGACAAGAUGAGAGAUGGGUGCAGGGGAUUUGUGGACCAAUCGAGAGACAGGGUUAAGGGAGCAGAAGGGCUGAUGUGGAAUGCAGAAAACUCUGGUGGGUUUCUUGAGAGAUUUGCAGACUUGGAGGGGUUUAUUCAGGAAUUUGGUGGUGAGCUUCCUUUGCCGCCCACUUUGGAUGCUCCAAAUUCUCACCUCCUGCAUGGUUUUGAAGGAACCCAACUUGUCUAGAAGGUCAAAAAAUCAAUAUUUUCUGUGGAAUUCUCACCCCAAAAAAAGAAAAAGAAAAAAAGAUGUAUGGUUUUGAUCAGAGUAGUCUGAAAUAUUUUGUUUAAUUUUCUUGGGAUUUUAGAGGGUUUUAACUUAAUUCUAGUGAAAUUACUUUGUCUA